AUGACCGUACGAGUAGAAGGUCCUUAUGGACCUGCUUCGGCCGAUUUCCUCAGGUAUGAUACUCUGUUUCUUGUAGCGGGAGGAAUCGGAAUUACGCCGUUUCUAAGCAUUUUGCAAGAACUCGCGUGUGAAAACCGACUCAAAUCUCCCAAGAGAGUGCAGCUCGUGUUUGCGGUGAGGACAUUCCAAGAGAUUGACUUGUUGAUUCCAGUGUCAUCUAUACUCUUUAAUUCAAUCCACAACUUAAAACUCAAGUUACAAGUUUUUGUCACCCAAGAGAAAAAGCAUUCCAAUGGAACAACAACAUUGCAAGAGAUCUUGGCUCAAUCCCAAGUUCAGUCUAUUCACUUUGGAACCGACGCGGAUUAUUCAAGAUUCGCAAUUCUUGGCCCUGACACUUUCAGAUGCCUUGCUACAUUGGUCCUUAUAACUGUGCUUACGUUUCUCGGUUUGCUUAUCGGUUUAGGUCAUUUCUUUAUACCUUCUGAACACAAGAAGCAUUCACAUUCUAUGAAAGUAGCUGCUUCAGGAGCAAUGAAGACAGAUAAAGAAAAAGUUCCUUCGUGGGUUCCAGAUUUGGUUAUCAUUGUCUCUUACUUUAUAGCUAUAACAAUCGGAGGUUUAGAUUCAAUUAUUCUACAGUGGAGACGACAAAACAGAGAAGCACCAAGAACGUCUAAAGACGAAGUAAUACCACAGGAAAGAAACUUCACUGAAUUAAUACCAAUUGCUCAUGUAGACGAACAUGAGAUACAUAUCGGAGAAAGGCCGAAAUUCGAAGAUAUACUGUCGGAGUUUGAGAAGAACUUGAGAGGAUGGUCGAGUAUAGGAGUUUUGCUAUGUGGACCCGAGUCAAUGAUAGAGGCUGUGGCAUCAAUUUGUCGCCGAAGGUCUCAGUGUUUUGGAAUAGAGGAUUCAACAAGCCACAAGAAGAUGAAACUCAAUUUUCAUUCUCUUAAUUUCAACCUCUAA
This is a messenger RNA of Thlaspi arvense, 972 nucleotides long. NCBI's taxonomy places the organism in Eukaryota, Viridiplantae, Streptophyta, Magnoliopsida, Brassicales, Brassicaceae. The record is from the annotation of a GenBank genome assembly.